AUGGCAAACUGUGGGGGGUGGAGCGAGGAGCCAGUCUCAAAGGAGAAGCAGCGACCCCCCAUUUACAACCCGGAGGACUACGCGACGACCCUAAAGAAAUGGGGUAAGAAAACUGGCGCAGGCAGCCUGUACGAGCUGGAUCCUGGACAAGACCCGAACAAGGCCAGAACUCUACCAAGUCAGAGCAACAAAGACUUUAGAAAUCCAUGUUUGGGUCUUGGCGAGGAGAUGAGCUUAAGGCAAUUCGGCACGCCAAGCGAGUUACUGACCAAGUUGCGAGCUGAUCUUAGACUUUCUUUUCCAAGCUUCGUCCAAGAGUUCUCUUGCGAGCCGUUGGACGGCGUGACAUUACUGCUGGAACUACUGCGCAAUGUGCAGCUAAGCCAAACAGGAGAUGGUGCUCGAGGCCCACCAGCUGUAAGGAGAAGACCACUUUUGGAUGAAUUGGCUUGUCUGCAAUGCUUAUGGAGCUGCUGCACAAGGUACUCGGAUUGUGUUCGAAGGCUGGUUGCGGGUUCCAACAGUGUUUAUGCACUUACGGUGUGCAUCAUGUCGACGGUCAACAAGACGAGAGUUCUCGCCCUGCAGCUCCUCACCAAGGGAUGCUAUCCACCGGCAAAUGGACACAGCAUGAUUUCCGAAGCUCUAUCAACGCUCCGCCUUCGCUACGGGGAGCCGGUCCGCUUUCGAUUCCUCGUUGGAAUGCUGCAAAGCUCUGGAGGUUCUGGGGACUUGCAAGCGGCUGGCCUAGCCUUCAUCAACGCAUUACUAGCAAGCGCCCCAACUCCUCAAAGGAAACUGUACAUCCAGGCAGAACUGGAACAAGCCGGAUUCGACAUAAUUACUUUGAAAAAGAUAAUCACCAAGCUUCCAAAUACAAAUGAAAACCUUACAAGAGAAAUAGAAAAUUAUGAAAAGCAACUAAUAGACAUCGACACUCUGAGUGAAAAGGCGCAUGAAGCUCAAAAGGAAAAGGACGACCUAAAACAUAAACUGGAGCUACUGGAAAAACGCGUGAAGAUUCUACAAGAAGAAAAGGGGAUCCUAUUGUCUUUAGAAAAAUGCUUAAAGGAAAAGUGUUGUGAAUUACAAGAAGAGGUAACAACUUUAAGGUCAGAACACGGCAACUCUAACCGUAAGAAGACCUUUGUAAUUAAGAAAAAGAAUUCAACUCACCCAAACCGAGGUGAAUCGUCGCCACCUGAAGAUGAAGGUAUAAGUUCUUCGGAACGAUCCCUAAGUCCCGAGGCGGACCCACAACGAGAAUCCAUGGUAUACGAAGUUUUUAACAUUAAAAAUGAAACAUACGAUCUUUUACGAAACAAACGGACAAUACAUAAGAAAUUGGAAAGCUCCAAAAAACACAGUGACAAUAAAAAAUCUUCAGACGAAGAUGACGAAACCACAAUCGAUGAAGUAAUUCAGGAACUAAGAAAUAUAGUAAAUCACGCCGAAUCAGAACAAUACGUUAAAGAUCAAACUUUGUUUUGUGAUAAUUCCUCGAGAUGCAACGACUCUUCAGAAAUCAAUAUCUCUGUUAAUGGUAUGGAGUGUCAAAAGCACAGGAAAGUUGAAAAAGAAGAUUCUAUCACAAGCACAAGGCACAGCAUUCAAAUAACAGGCAGCACGGAGUUUCUAAAUGAAAAUAAUGAUGAAGAAGAGGAAGCUGAAAUUGUUCCCAGUAAAAUAUUGCCGCAUCCACCGAGAAAAGCUAAAAGCUUAGUCCACUUAUUUGUCCCACCGGUCGACCAAGGAAUGCUCUACAAUAAACCCCCAGAUUUAUUCGAAGACAACUAUUUCUCGAGCGACGAAGGUUCCGAUUCUUUACUAAGUGCAUCGCGAUGUCAAAAUGUAGUUAUUAAAAAGAACUCCAUCAGUAGCUUCGAUUUUAAUGAAUGCCGAGCAAUAUUCAACUCUAUUGCUGAAAAAGAUGCGGAGGAAAAUAGAAGUAAGCGUUCCAGAACACGAUCUAGAGAAGAGUGUAGAAAGGCAUCGGUAAAACGAAGUGAAUCAUUCCAAGCAUCUGAGAAAGGCUCUCGACAACGGGAAUAUAUAGAUAGUAUGUUCCAUAAUGAACCCAAACCUGUUGUAGAACACGCUUCAUUACAAAGAACUAAUUCGAAAUGUAGUCGGGUAGAUGAAAUUGUAAGUCUCAUAGAAUCAAAGAAACUAACGAAAAGCUUAGAUAGGAUUGAUGAAGGUCUAAACACCAUAGUUGAUAUUGUAGUCACGAAUGAGUCGAAUAAAACGUCAUGGCCUCAUGAAAAGAGACAGAGAUCGUGUUCACGUACCAACAGCGACGCAGGCAACGAGUCGCCAUUGAUGCCUUUGACUAGAUCUAAUAGUAAAGCAAACCGCACCUACCACUCCAGAUCAUCAAGUCGAAACGGGAAGGACGAUUUGCUAGCCAGGAACGAGAGUCAGCAAAAGUUCGGUGGGCUACAACAUUCAAAGAUCGGCGCGGGAUACGCAGAUAAACAUGCAGCAUCGAAUUUCAGCAACACUUUCAUCGUUAAGCGAGGCCACAGUAACGCUGGCUUUUACUCCGGUCAACACAUUCUGCGCGAUGCACCUGCCAGUAUGACAAGCCUUGUGAUGAAUGGAACGCACAGCUUUGCCGAUUUAAAACGCACACUAUCGCCCGCCGGCUCGGUCAACAAUUACGGACUUCACAAAGUAACCGACAUGCCUUCUGGUUUAUAU
Molecule: messenger RNA, 2703 nt
Organism: Iphiclides podalirius (scarce swallowtail)
Lineage: Eukaryota; Metazoa; Arthropoda; Insecta; Lepidoptera; Papilionidae
Source: the annotation of a GenBank genome assembly